CAAGACAAGACAAGACAAGACAAGACAAGACAAGACCGUUGUAUCGGUUUCUUGUCUUAGGAUCUGUGUACUUAGUACUACUCUCUACCUCUCUACCUCUCUACCGAUCCGCGUACAUACAUAUGUUACAUUCAUUGAAACGCUUACUAGUAACCAGUAACCGUGUAUCGCUUCAGCCGUGAUGCAUAUAUGAGAGGGCUUGGAAGGCAAAAGCGAGAACAUGGUGCAAUUGGCUGGAUUGGUUGGAGUAUUACUUGUGAGAGUUGGUUCAUAGCUCGAUACCUUUCACAAGGCCAUUUCAUUUAUUCUGCUGCUACUAUGUAGGGUAGGUGGUAGGUAGGCCAUAGCUGGGUGAUGAGAGGUGACAAGGUGAUGGUAGGUACCUGAAAUGGCCUGGCUAUGUAGGAUAAACUGGUGUCGAUGAGAGUUGUGAGAUCUUUCUUCUGUGGAAGAUACUUCUACGAGAUCCUCUUACUACAUCUUUCCUGUACGUUAUAGCCUCCAGCAUUCUCCCAUAAAAUACUAGGCAAGUACUGGAUGAUGCUCUUUUUCUUUCGAAAAUUGGAUGAAGAGGGACUUUCUUGUACGUUGCAUUGUCCACGCUCAGUGUCCACACUCAGUGUCCACAUCUUGCGAAAUAUCCUCUUUCAUUUCUUUUUCUCUUUUUGUCAAAAGAGUGGAUGAACAUGGAAUCCAUUUCUUCUGUCUGGACUUUUCAACCCGUCAUUGAUUUCAUUGGGAUGCGCCUCUAACAUACUUCAAUAGUCAACUCACCAAAUUAUAAGUCUGAGCACCACCUACUUCCUACUUAGUUUGGCCCGCCGGAAUCACGUUUCCUCUCGGAUCCUUAAAGUAUAUUCGAGUACCGAGUACCUAGUCUCUUCUAUGUCCAUCAUAACUGGUAAUGAAAUUGAUCAAAUGAGGAAAUAGAUGUGCCAAAUUUGUUCUUGGCAGCUUCUCUUUUUUUCCUCUCGUGAGUCCACCCAGUCGAGGUCUCAAAUUCUCAACCCAGGUUCAAACCCAAAAAUCCAAAAUUGACUAACUGGGAUUAAACCUCUUCUCAUUUUUCCCCUUUCCACUUUUUAAACUACAUCGCCACAUGGAUUAUGUCAAUUCCUUCUUCUGAUUCGUCCAAGAUCCUAGACCUUCCCGUUUUCCCUCCAAUUUCUCAAGGAUUCGUCAUGUCGAAGAGAUCAACAAGCAUUGGAGAUCAAUCACAACCCCUCCAAAGACACGGACGUGCAUAUACUUCUGGUGUUCGUGUUCGCGCUGGUGCCAGUGCUGCUGUUGGCACUAAUAUUGGUGGAAGUGGGAAUGGAGUGGGAAAUGGAGUUGGAAUUGGCAUCGGAAGUGCUCCUCAAAUAAAGUCUGCUCCUAUCUUCUCCUUGGUAUGUCAUAACUCAGCAUUUACAAUCCAUUCCUUUUGGUGGCCUUUCCAUAUGGGAUAGCUUUUUCAUCCUCCUGCCAUUGAUACAAUAUAUCUUUAUAAUACUUAACAUUGGAGAGGAUCUUCUUUGCUAGUUGCAUAGAUGUGGAAACAUUUGAAGCAAAAGAGGAGGAAUAGCCUUCAAGAUACAUCUUAUGUAUGUCGAUAAUCAUGAUUUUGUUUACUCCACCCUUCCCGAGCUUUAAUUGCUCCUUUUCAACCUUGUCCUUUCUCUCACUAUUGAUUUCAUCGGGAAAUUAACCCGCUCGAAUGCUUGAGAUUGCGGCGAAGAGAACUGCUUUAAGCAUCAAUGAAUAUACCUGACAUUAUCUAUGUCAUAAGGCGCAUGAUAUUCAAUCAUUGAUGUUUGUUGAAAAUUGAAAAAGAUAGAACGACAUAUCUUUCUACACGUAAACUGACAUUACUCUUGCGGCAUUUAGUUUCCUCACCCUAAUCAGUCGGCUUCUCCCACAUCUGCAGAGAUGAAUAUUCAGAAUCUGCCAGAUCGUCGUGCGGGGAUACAUGCUUAUGAAAAAGCUCCUACCUUUACACCCCCAAUUAGAAUCGAUGAAGCAAGUCCAGGGGAGGAAGACAGUGGCGCAGAAGUAAAGAAUAUACCAUUCUACAAACCAUACAGACAAGCUGGGGGACAGCAUCUUGCAGGACCAUCUCAAGGAAAUCGGCCAAGAAGGCUUUCGCUGGACAGAGCAUUUGAUUCUAACAGUCAAAGAAAGGGGGCUGCGUCACCCGCAUCCGAUAAAUCAGCAAAAGUUUUACAAGCUCAAGUUGAUAUUCCUGAGAGGACAAGGUAAGCCUUGAACAUAAUUGUUUACACCAGAAAAAUCAGUUAACGCAUUCUAGUAGUAGUCUUUACAACGAAGAACAUCGUGAGACUGGAGAAAAUUCUCAGGAUCAAUUUGAAAUGCCGGAAAGAGAAGAGCGUGUGGAAAUCAGAGAUUCAAAGCCGAGUAUACUAUCUUCACAACUAUCAAUUUCUUCACCAUCGACGGCGCGCUCACGUUCUCGAGCUGGUUCCGUUUCUUCCUACCAAACAAACGCCACAUCUCUACCACCAUUACAGAAAACAGGGGUGCUGGAGGAUGGAGAAACUCUGGAGCCAUUAAAUGAAGAGGAUGUUGAUCCUGGAUCAUUUGAUCUCGUAUCAGCGACUGAGACUGGAGGCAAACGAUUUUCUCUAGAAAAAAGAUCAGAACAACUCUUUUCAACGGAGCACUUACGAAUGAUUUUUAGUGAUCCAUCAUUACUUUUAAGAUUCACUUCUUUUCUAGGCGCGCACAGACCUUCUUCCAUUCCUAUACUUAUAUAUUAUCUGGAUGCUGUUAAAGCUCUGAAAGCUAUCUCAUAUUCCAAUGCUAUUGCGGAAGCUCUGGAACCGAUUCCAGGUUUCGAUUUUACUACUACUGCAGCCUCGAAGACAAUGAGCGCUGCAUUGGAAGAGAAAGCCUCAAAGGCGUUUGACGUUUUAGUCCGAGAAGAUCUUCCUGCUUAUAUUACAUGGGCAUAUAUUCAGACUGUUAGUAUAUCGAUUCAGAGACGAAUUACUGGAACUUUACCGGCACAUUUGAGAGAGGCUUCUGAAGGUUUGGCUGAGGUCUUUUGUUUAACCGAUCCUUCUCGUCCGGAUAAUCCUAUUGUUUUUGCUUCUGAGGGUAUGUUUUGAUGUACCGAAUAAAAGAUUGGUCUAAUCAUAUUUUAGAAUUUCACCGAACAACGCAGUAUGGUAUGAGUUAUGUUCUUGGUAGGAAUUGUAGAUUUUUACAAGGACCAAAAACAAAUCCAUUCAGUGUGAGGAGGAUUCGAGAGAAGAUUGAGGCUGGUCAAGAGCAUUAUGAAACUUUUCUUAAUUAGUAAGUCUUACCUUGAUCUAUUUGGAGAUGAUGGCUAAUAAAACAAAAGUCGACGUGAUGGGUCUCCUUUUAUGAAUCUUCUCAUGUGUGCUCCGUUAUGUGAUAGCAGAGGAACAAUACGAUAUUUCAUUGGUGCCCAAGUCGAUAUUUCGGGUUUGGUAAAAGAAUGCGCCGAAUUAGAAUCCCUUCAACGUCUUGUUGCAGCAGAAGAACUUGCCGAGGGGCGCGAAGCAGAACGAGCCGCAAAUCCUAAUGCAGAACAGGAGGAGCUCCCACCACCUCCAAAGGAUGAAUUCCAAGAAUUGAGCGAAAUGCUAAAUAUGCAAGAGCUAGAUACAGUACGAAAAUGGGGAGGAAGAAUGCACAAAGAAACUGAAGAGGAUCAUCCUGACAGUAAUUUCCAGAGAGGAAAUUGGCAUAAACCGAGAUUACAUAUUACUAGUACAAGCCCCAAUGGUAUGAAGCCAAAUCCACAACUAGGACGCAUCAGUGGAAAACUUGGUGGCAUAUAUGAGAACUAUCUUCUCGUUCGUCCAUAUCCAAGCUUGAGGGUCCUAUUCGCGAGUCCCACCCUCAGAGUUCCUGGUAUUUUACAAUCACCUUUUAUGGCAAAAAUAGGAGGCAGCAGUCGUGUCCGUGAUGAACUAACUCAAGCUUUUGCUGAUGGCCGAGGUGUCACUGCUAAAGUUCGUUGGGUCACAAAGGAUGAUUUGGAAGGUCGACCACGUUGGAUUCAUUGCACGCCACUUAUUGCUUCUAAUGGAGCAAUUGGUGUAUGGAUGAUUGUUAUUGUUGAUGACGAGGCUUCACAGCAUACUAGCAAGAGAUAUAGAUUGGCACCAGCUGUGGAUCCAAGAUAUGGAAGAUCAAUACCGUUUGUUGGAAAGGCGGAUAGUAGUUCGGGAAGUAUUAGGGAUUUCUCGCCUAUUAAUCAUCAUGGACAAGGUGAUGGUAGAGCAGGAGGACAAGCACCACGCACACCUAGAUCACUGAGGAGUGUUGAUAAUGCUGAAGGUGGUAGUGUGAGGAGUGGAAGCCCGUAUACUUUGAGGAUUGAUUAAGUGAUUUAUCCAAGAGGAUAAAACGGAUGGUCUUUGGCAUUCUUUGCUCAUGUUUUUGUUUUCUUUUGUCAUGGAUGCUUUCAAAGGUUGCUAUGCUAAUACUACAUCAGCUCAUGCCAAUGGAUAGAAUGGGAGGUGGUUUUUCUGACCUUAAAUCAGUUGCGUUUUAGCGUUGACUUUUCUAUUCGUUUGGUUUUCUGCAUGGGUCAUGCAUAUUGUAUUAGCUAUACUGUUGUUUUUUUAUGUGGUAUAAAAUCGAGGGAAUUGAUGUCAUGAGGUUAAUAAUGGAAGAUGAGUAUGGAGGCGAAUGGGUGAUGUGGGUGGGAGCUUGGAAGCGGGACAAAAAGAGAAUAAUCGAGGAAGGUAGAUAUAGUAUUGCAAGCGAAAAGAGCUAGCAAAUUGGCUCACAAAAGAAGGAUGAUAUCAUUUGGGAAUUGGGAACUUGGCAUAGGGAAAUGGUGGUGCUCUCUUUGCUUUGGCUAUUGCUUUGGCUAUGGUUAGAUCAUGAUCGUUAUUAUAUUUGCUUGGCUUGACUUGGCUAGAUUAAACUGCUGGAUGUUGGGCUAGGGUUUAAUAUAUUUUAAUUAGGUAGUAAUGAUACAAUGAUAUUUGUAUUUUUAUUUAU
Messenger RNA from Sclerotinia trifoliorum, 4980 nucleotides. Lineage: Eukaryota; Fungi; Ascomycota; Leotiomycetes; Helotiales; Sclerotiniaceae. The record is from the annotation of a GenBank genome assembly.